This is a messenger RNA of Anarrhichthys ocellatus (wolf-eel), 1117 nucleotides long. It is a transcript of the gene cdkn1d, whose product is annotated as cyclin-dependent kinase inhibitor 1D. Gene Ontology annotation, cellular component: nucleus. Lineage: Eukaryota; Metazoa; Chordata; Actinopteri; Perciformes; Anarhichadidae. The record is from RefSeq and is a predicted model, not a curated record. The coding region runs from base 464 to 997 and encodes 177 amino acids. The transcript is spliced from 3 exons. Gene Ontology annotation, molecular function: cyclin-dependent protein serine/threonine kinase inhibitor activity. Gene Ontology annotation, biological process: regulation of mitotic cell cycle; signal transduction by p53 class mediator.
UGCCAACAGAGUGCACGAGCAACAGGUUUGGAACGGGAUAAAGUUGCAUUAAUUGCAGUUAUAAUACGAUUUUUUUUGUCUUUUCGUGCACUUUGCAUAUUUUAUUCUGCGCACAUUUUGCAGCACUUGAAUGCAACCGUAGUUGGAUUUGCGUUUAAUUGUCGUACGAAUGUGUGCAAGCAAUGUUUACCUCCUGGCUGCGCUCCAACAAUGACUGUUAUGAAGGGAGCCACGUGACUCACUCCUCUAGUAGGACGUCCCCGCUGUCUUCACAGUCCGUUACAAACAAGUCGCAGAUAAAGGGACGCAAAGUAGCGCUUUCAACGUGACACUGUUUGUCUCCACGGAGCUGUCAGGGACACAUUUGAAUUCCUCUGUGCGGAGUUCGCGGACGAAACGCUCGAGACGGGAAACUCAAAACUUUUGAAAACUUUUGACAUAUUGACGCUGAUGGGACGUGGCGAUGGCCUCUCCAUCCACACCAACAGCGGGACCGGCUACGGCGCCUCACCCAGAGCUCUCCGGCCUGGGGGGCGUUGAGGCCUUGAAUUUGAAGGUGGGGCCGGUGCGGAGGAACCUCUUCGGGUCCGUGGACCACCAGCAGCUGCAGCAGGACUUCCAGCGGCUGCUCUGCGCGAAUGUGGAGGAGGCCAAGAAGCGCUGGAACUUCGAUUUCCAGAGGGAAACGCCAGGAGAGGACUCCGGCAUCGAGUGGGAGGAGCUCGGGCACCAGGACGUGCCGGCAUUUUACCGCAGCCGCACGGUUAGGCCCGCGCUGCCGCGGCCGACGUCCCAGAGUCGGACGUCGUCUUCGUCGGGCGAGGGUUCCCCAGGGUACGGCAGCUCGUACGGAUCCGGGGAUGAGUACCUGGAGGUGACCACGAGGGGUUGCUACCAGAUCCAACGGCACGCUAAACACAAACAGUCUGCCAUCACAGAUUAUUUCAAGGUGAAGAAGAGGAAGCUUCUGCAUUACAAAGCAUCUUCUUGGCAGUAGAAAAGCACAACUAGACCCAAGCGGAGGAUCACUUAGUACUCGACAUCCCUCUACACGUCCCCUCACACAGACAUGUGUCGUAUCAUAUGUAUAUAUGUAUAUAUAUAUAUAUAUAUAUAU